Molecule: messenger RNA, 901 nt
Organism: Drosophila eugracilis
Lineage: Eukaryota; Metazoa; Arthropoda; Insecta; Diptera; Drosophilidae
Product: serine protease 1-like
Exons: 1
Coding region: 37-846 (269 amino acids)
Biological process (GO): proteolysis
Molecular function (GO): serine-type endopeptidase activity
Source: RefSeq, a predicted model, not a curated record
AUCGGCUCGGCAAGGAGGCUCAGUAACUUCAGAGCCAUGAAACUAUUCCUGCUAACUCUCUCCGUGGCUUUAGCCCUGGUGGCCGGCUCCCCGACUGGUCUUAACCGCACCAACCUUCUGCCCCAGGUAACUCUGUCUGAGGGUCCUGAAGGUCGCAUUGUCAACGGCUACCCAGCUUCCGAAGGAAAGGCCCCCUAUAUUGUGGGUCUGCUCAUCGGAACCGAUGGCAGCAACGGCUUAGCUGUUGGAGCUGGUACCAUUAUCGCUAACGACUGGAUCUUGACCGCCGCACAUUGCUUGACCACAGAUUAUGUGGAAAUCCACUACGGAUCCAACUUGGGCUGGAACGGUGCCUUCAGGCAAACAGUGCGUCGCGAUAACUUCAUCAGCCACCCCGACUGGCCCGCCCAGGGCGGUCGUGACAUCGGACUGAUCCGAACUCCUCAUGUGGACUUCAAUGCUCUGAUCAACAAGAUCCCUCUGCCAAGCAUGAACGAGCAAAACGAUCGCUACCAAGAUACCUGGUGCGUUGCCUGCGGAUGGGGUGGCAUGGACAACGGAAACCUGGCUGAUUGGCUGCAGUGCAUCGACGUCCAGAUCAUUAGCAACAGCGAGUGCGAGCAGGCCUAUGGCACGGUGGCCAGCACUGACAUGUGCACCCGGAUGACCGAUGGCAAAUCUUCUUGUGGUGGCGACUCUGGUGGUCCCCUGGUUACCCUUGACAACCCCCGUCUGGUAGGAGUGAUCACCUUCGGGUCUGUUACUUGCCACAACGGUCCCUCUGGCUACACCCGCGUCUCCGACUACCUGGAAUGGAUCCGCGACCAUACUGGUAUCUCUUACUAAAACUGAGGAAUAUAUUCCUUUUCUUACUAAAUAAAAAGCAUCAUUUUUAAACAAA